UCCGCCUACCCGGUCCCUGGCUCCAGCGCCCGGGAACUGCACCAGCUGCCCGGGCUCCGCCCCGAGGACCCUCGCGGCCCGCCGAGCGCCGGCUCCUCCCCCGAAGCCUGCCCGCGGGACUGGUGCAGUCGCUUCGCCUCAGGCCCGUGCCCUGGCCCAAGCCAGCCCGCCAUGGAGGGGGAUGCCCCCGCCGCUGCAGCCGCCCGCUACCAGCCGGCCAGCCCCCCGCGGGACGCGUGUGUCUACAACAGCUGCUACUGUGAAGAAAAUAUUUGGAAGCUCUGUGAAUACAUCAAAAACCAUGAUCAGUAUCCUUUAGAAGAGUGUUAUGCUGUCUUCAUAUCUAAUGAGAGGAAGAUGAUACCUAUCUGGAAACAACAGGCAAGACCUGGAGAUGGACCUGUGAUCUGGGAUUACCAUGUUGUCCUGCUUCAUGUUUCAAGUGGAGGACAGAGCUUCAUUUAUGAUCUUGACACUGUGCUGCCAUUUCCCUGUCCAUUUGACACUUACGUGGAAGAUGCCUUUAAGUCUGACGAGGACAUCCAUCCACAGUUUAGAAGGAAAUUUAGAGUGAUCCGUGCAGAUUCGUAUUUGAAGAACUUUGCUUCUGACCGAUCUCACAUGAAAGAUUCCAGUGGGAACUGGAGAGAACCUCCUCCAUCAUAUCCCUGCAUUGAAACUGGAGGGCAGGGGAUCAGCCCGGAUCAUUCGUUCUCCCUCUGUGUUCGAUGCAGAGUUGGAUGCUGCAGGCCAUAAAGUGUCCCGCAGACGAGCAAGUUAAGAAGAAGCAUCUGGCAUUUAUGGAACGCUUUCUGUGUGCCACACACCGAGCGAAGCACCUCACAGAACCAUCCCAUUUACUCCUCUUGAUGACGCUAAGAUUCGGUAACAACUGGUCCCCCCAUUUCACCCGUGAAGAAACGGAAGCACAGAGAUGUUAAGGAACCUCACAAGAGUAGCAGAACUGGCAUUUGAACCCAAAUCAGUAUGAUUCUAGAACCUGUGUUCUUUGUUGGUGACCCACAGCAUUGUGGGGCUGUUGUGAAGAUUAAUGGGAUGAUGCGUGUAACAGACUUAUCACAGUUCCUGGCCUAUAACAAGGAUCACAGUGAAUUCCUGCUGUUAUUUGCAUGUAUAAGUAUCCUAGUGCUGUUCUUCAGUAUUAAGUAGGUGAUGCUACUCAUCUCUGCCAUGUAAGACGCACAGUGCUUAGUGUUCCUAAGUAGCUAGUGAGUCGAAAUGAAUAGUGGUGGUGAGGAUUUCUACUCAGUGCAUGUAGUACAUAUUGGUGCUCUAGUGGGACUGGAGGUACAGUGAUCGGACAGCGGAUCAGGGUAGAGGGUUGGUAAACAAGUGAAGGGAACUGGCCCACCCUGCAGUAAAGUCUACAGUCAUGGCCUGAUUACACAGCCUCCUAGAGUCUAAGAAAUGGCCGUAUGCACAUAUAACAAAUAUUACACUAAGGGCCUGCUUUGUCAGACUCCGUAGGGAGACAAUAUUAGACUAGACAUAAGCCUUGUGCUCGUGGAAUUUGCAAUCUAGUAGGAAAUACUUUAAAACCCAAAGAAUGUAAUGGAAUAAUUACAAAUUGUAAUAAAGUGCCCCCAAGGAAAUAAUCAGAGGGCUGAAAUAUAGAAUAAUGGGAUUGGGACAGGAAAGGGGAGGUCAGAUCCUACUUUGCUUGGGGUAGGAAAGGAGGGCUUCCUUGAGUAGGUGGCAUUUAAGACCUGAUGAUAAGAAGAGCCUAGCAAGGGGAACAAUACAGACAAAGGCUUUGAGGUGGGAAAGAGCUUGACAAGUUGGAGGGGCUCAAAGAGGAGGGGUAUGGCUGGAGCAUAACAAGGAAGGGGGGAUGAGGUGGGACCAGAAGGAUAGGCAGGGGCAGACCAUGGAGGGUCUUAUCUGCUCUUCGUAAGAAACUGGGUUUUAUUUGAAGUGUAAUGGAAACCCACCAAAGGGUCCUAAAUAGAUGAGUGAUGUGAUCUGAUUUGCUGCUAUGGACUAGACAGGAUAAAAAUUCUGUUGAGGUGGUCUGGACCAAAGACCGUGGUGGCUGGGACCAAGCAGUCCUUACAAGAGGGAGGCCGGAUGGUCAGAGACCAUUGGAUGAUGGGAGCUGUGUGGGGCCAAGAUCCAAGGAAUGUGGGUAGCCCCUAGACACUGGAAAAGGCAAAGAAAUGGAUUCUCUCCAAGGCCUCUGGAAGGAACGCAGCCCUGCCAACCCAUUUUAAACUCCUGACUUACAAAACUAUAAUAUAAUAAAUGUUUUGCUUUAAGCCACUAGAUCGGUGGUAGGUAGUUACAGCAGCAAUAGGAAAACUUUACAGCCCCUACGCCCUAAAGGAGUGAAGGGAGGGAGGGCGUGACCAGACCCAGGGAGAAAGCUACAGGAGAGGGUCCACUGACAGCCGCCAUGGCCUGGCAGGAAGGUGUCAGUGGGCAUAAGGGCUCUCCCUUCACCCUGUCUCACCACCCAGAACUCUCUCUUUCUUCCACUGGCCUCAUCGAACCAGAGCUACAGGCAGGGGACCCAUGAUGCAGUUCACAUGGGUCAUCCUCUCGGGCGACAAAGAGGAUGGAGAAGGGUGGAGAGCAGAUCUCGAGCAGCAAAUGGAAAAUAUCCAGGCCAGUGUCGGUUGAGCGGUUUGCCCCUUAUCUGGAACUUACGAUAAAGCAGGAAGUUUGGAGUGGUUCCCUCACUUACCUGUGCCUUCUCUUUUGUGAGUUCUCUCUAGCAGAGCGUUUGACCCAACUUCUUUGGGUUUUCCUCAUAUUUUUAUAGUUUCUAAUGUCUAAUUCACUCCUCAGUGUGAUGCAGCAAGUUCUCAAAGCAAAUGAUCUGUUAAAGUUAGUCUAUCAUUUACUGUAAAUAUAAGACCCCAAAACAGGCUGACAUCACAGUAUCAUGAAUGAAUUGACCUAAACUUUUUCGUAUUUUUCCCUAAAACAGGGGUCCCAAAACUUCUGUCCUUGGACUGACGACAUCAGCAUUCUCAGGGAUGUUUUAAGAUUUUAGAGAUCUGGGGAUUCUGUCCUUGGAGAUUCUCAUUCAGUAAGCCUGGCUGAGGACUGUGAAUCUGUUUUCUUUUUAAAAUGUGCCCCCACAGAGGUGCCUGGGUGGCGCAGUCAGUUAAGCACCCGACUUUGGUUUUGGCUCAGGUGCUGAUCUCAUGGGUUGUGGGAUCGAGCCCUGUGUUGGACUCCACGCUCAGCGGGUGUCUGCUCGGAUAUUCUCUCCCUCUGCCCCCCACCUCUCAAUAAGUAAAUAAAUCUUUAAAAAAAUGUGUCCCCAGAGAGUAUUGUGAAAAACAGGUGCCUGAGAUCUAGACUAUUUUUUAGAGCAAAAUGACUACAGACUUAGUUAUAUGUUGUGGUUCAGUCUGCUUCAGUGUUAGACCAGUAUCAAGAGAUGCCUUGAAGUGAUUGGAAAAAUUAUUAUAAAAACGACAAAAGCAACUCUUGCCAAACUUGCAUACAACCCAGAGUCAUUUAACAGUUGAAGAGUGAAAGUCCCCUUUCAUGGCUCUCUUCUGUGUCCAUCCAAAUCAGCCUACCCCCCGGCCCCCGCAAUGGAGAGGUAACCUUUGUUAAUAGUCUGGGGCAUCGGGCGCCUGGGUGGCUCAGUUGGUUAAGCGACUGCCUUCGGCUCAGGUCAUGAUCCUGGAGUCCCGGGAUCGAGUCCCGCAUCGGGCUCCCUGCUCGGCAGGGAGUCUGCUUCUCCCUCUGACCCUCCUCCCUCUCAUGCUCCCUGUCUCUCAUUCUCUCUGUCUCAAAUAAAGAAAUAAAAUCUUAAAAAAAAAAAAAAUAGUCUGGGGCAUCCUCACUGGUGUGUUACAUAUUUUAUUAUAUAUAUUUUCCUUUUUUUUUUUUAAAGUAGGCUCCAUGCCCAGCAUGGAGCCCAACAUGGGGCUUGAACUCAUGACCCUGAGAUUAAGACUCAGAUGCUCAACUGACUGAGCCACUAAGGUGCCCCUAUUAUGUAUAUUUUCAAACCUACUGCUGUAGAUUGAAUUGCGUCCCCCUGAAAUUCAUGUUGAAGCCGUUAUUAACCUCCAAGGUGACUGUUUGGAGAUGGGAGGAAGUUCAGAUGUGAGAUUAGGUGUCUGCUGUGUGAGGCCAGAAGGAGAAGGAGGCUCUCUGCAAGUCCGGAAGAGAGCUCUCACCAGAAACCGGACACCGCCAGACCUUGAUCUUGGACUUCCCGGCCACCAGAACUAUGGAAGAAUGCAUUUCUAUUGUUUAAGGUCCCAGUCCAGGGGAUUUUGUUAUAGCAGCCUGAGACCACAAUACCUGCCAAAAAUAGAAAAAAAAAAAAAUAGUGAAAAGAAUCUUCAUUUACCUAUCCCCCAGAUCCAACAAUUAGAUAUGAUUAGAUAUGCAUUCUAGAAGCAGUAAGAUGGAUGUGUUGGAGGGGUUCAAGCUGGAGAUGGGGUGGGCAUGUUAAAUACCUUCUGCAGACUUCCAGGCAAGCAAUGUUGACAGCUCUAGUUGGGAGAGGCAGUGGAGAAGGAGGGGAACCAUCAGGGAGGGAUUGAAGAGUAGAAUUGAUGGGGUACAUGAGUUUCAGUCAUGAGUCUGUGCUUCAUUGAAUCUAAGAUGCCAGUGGUUAUAAGAUGCAGCUUGAAUUCAAAGAUAUUAAGAAUGAAAAGGAUGUUCAUCUUGGAAUUGGUGAAAUGCAGUAGAAUUAAAAGCUGGGACCGCCAACUCCACAUGGGAAUACUGGACACCAGCUCACAGUUUAGUGGUUUGUAAAAGAGAAGCAAGAUUUUGAUAUCUGGAAUCCUGAUACAUGAUAUGGAUUAAUGAGUGUGUCUUUUUUAUGCUUCCCAAGUUGAACUCUUGCUGUUCUUGAUUAAAGAACGUGUUGGGGGGGGGGGGUGUUUAUGUGGUUGGGAACUUAAAGGAGCUCUCAAUUUAUCAAAAUGCUACCCAGAUGUGAUGAUGUCAUUUGCAAGGCCACAGUCAUGCUCAGUUUAGAAGCAGCCAAAUUCUGUUUAUUUAAUAAAAAUGGAUGUUUUGAAUGGUGGUGCUAGGGGAUCUGGCCUCCUGCAUCCUUUUCCGGGAGCUUUCUUGGGCCUCUUAGAGAGAGCUUGGAUUCCACAGGCAGAUGGAGCUAUUAUCCUUAUUUUCUCUCCUCAGUGACAGGCCUGCAAAGCCUGUAAUUACAGAGUACCAGCAUCCCUUGUUUUGGAGCUGGGAUGGUUAUAUAAACACCAAGAGCAAGCAUUGCUUGCCGAGGCCGUACUUUGAGGACCUGAAAUUCCCCUUUAGAGGGCAUGGCAUCCAAAUCAAACAAGGCACCUGGCUGAGGGGCAGGAUUCUUGCAAGAAGAGCCAGAUGCAGGCUUGAAGGAUCAACAUGCCAGGGUGGGGGCCCCAGUCAUACCAGCUGGGGAGCUUGUAUCUGCAUACCCCGGACCCCCCAAAUGAAUUUUUGCCUUUUCUAAUUUGAAAUAGGAUUGAAGAAUUCAUGUGAACGUUUUUUAGAAAGUUCAGGCAGAGCCAGACCUCUUUGUUGCAAGUUAUUUUAGGACUACAUUUUAUUGGUCGCUGUUUUGGAAAAAACCAUUUUAGCCUUUGCGUUCCCGGAAGUACCCAGCAAACUUGGGCAUUCGAGACCCCUGAGCUGUGAGUGCAGGCUCUGGAUUUAGACAACCUCGGUUUGAAUCCCAGUUCUACUGUGUGUGUAGUUGGGCAAGCUGCUUAUCCUUCCUGUGCCUCUCAGUUCUCUCCUCUGUAAAAUGGGAAUAAUAAAUAGUACCUAUUUCAUAGAAUUGUUGAGAUAAGCAAGCAUUUAGCUUGCUUGGAACAGUGCCUUGCUAUUUAACAUAAGAUAACAAUAAUAACUGCAGUAUUAAACACUAACAAGUGUUCAGUUUACUGUGCCAAGCACUGUUCUACAUAAAAUAGCUGAUUUAAUCCAACCAGUCAUCCUAGGAGGUAGGUGCUAUUGUCAUUCCCAUCUUAUAGGUGAGGAAAAUGAAACAUAGAAAACUCUAUUUGAUAUAAGUAUUAUUGUGUCUCUGCUGAACCUCAUGUAUACCUGAUUGUAGAAUAUUAAAACUGUCAGUUCAUAUAUGUGAGUCUCCCCCUUAAAUAUGUGGGUUCCUGAAAUAUGACUCCAGUUGUCUUUUUUCACUUACUAGACCUAGUACCAGGCGCACAAUAGGUAAAUAAUGUUGAGUCAGUUGGAACUGGCUGAAUGGGAAGUCUCAGUUCGCAGUAUCACCAUGAAAAGAUUUUUCUUUUUCGGUAGUGGCUCCCAACGAUAUUAUAUGGCUCCUUCCGAGGCUUCAUGGGAACGGCUCCGUUGGUGACCUUCAGGCCAAGUCCUGCAGCUUUCCAACUCCUGCUGGUUAUUAGCAGUCUCAUUCCAGUAUGGGAGCCUCAGCCUGGUUAAUUUUAUAGCGUCUCUCAGAUCUGAGCUCUCCUCUCUGCCCCCCCCCCCCCCCACAGGGCAAGGGGAGGUGGUGGCUCUUGCCCAGGGAGCCGCCUGGUUUCCUUGCGGCCAACCCUCUUCCUGGAGCUUAGGUGGUGGUGGGGUGGCAGUGGGAGGGCGGGAACGGGG
Messenger RNA from Mirounga angustirostris (Northern elephant seal), 6567 nucleotides. It is a transcript of the gene NTAQ1, whose product is annotated as N-terminal glutamine amidase 1. Gene Ontology annotation, cellular component: nucleus; cytosol. The coding region runs from base 172 to 756 and encodes 194 amino acids. The transcript has 6 exons. The record is from RefSeq and is a predicted model, not a curated record. Gene Ontology annotation, molecular function: protein-N-terminal asparagine amidohydrolase activity; protein-N-terminal glutamine amidohydrolase activity. Lineage: Eukaryota; Metazoa; Chordata; Mammalia; Carnivora; Phocidae.